Molecule: messenger RNA, 651 nt
Organism: Arachis duranensis
Lineage: Eukaryota; Viridiplantae; Streptophyta; Magnoliopsida; Fabales; Fabaceae
Exons: 2
Coding region: 1-651 (216 amino acids)
Source: RefSeq, a predicted model, not a curated record
AUGGAGAAUCUGGGAAUCCUUGAGGUACAAGUUGCACACAUCUCAUUAGAGAUGGCAGACAAGACCAUGAAGAAGCCAUAUGGCUUAGUGGAGGAUGUUUUGGUCAAGGUUAAAAACCACUACAUCCUUGCAAACUUCAUAGUCUUGGACAUUGGAGAGGAUGAGGAUGACUGUGUCAUCAUUCAAAGAUCAUUCUUAGCUACUGCAAAAGCCUUGAUUAAUGUAGCUAAGGGAGAAAUGGUUUUCCAAUUAAGAGAGGACUACAUCUUAUUCAAGAUAUCCAAUCCUAAUUUUCCCUCUAAUAAGAAAGAGAUAAUUGUGCAACACCUAGUGUGCCAACCCUCUCUUUCUAUGCAGAGCUCUGCAGAGCCCCAGACAUCAAUUCUAAGUCUGGUAUUGGGCAGCCCUCAACAAGCUCUAAGCACAAAGAAAUGGGAAGUAACCCUGAGAGUCAAUGAGGAUGACUUCGUGCUGAAUGCUGUUAAAGCUAUGCAGCAUCCAGACACCCCAAAGGAGUGUAUGAGCAUUGAUAUCAUUGAUUCCCUAGUGGAAGAGGUGAACAUAGUUAAGAGACUUGAAGAAAAGUUGGAUGACAUCUUUAUGAUGCCAAGCCUAACUUGGAGACGCCAGAAGAAAGGAAGGAGACCUUAA